Messenger RNA from Microtus ochrogaster (prairie vole), 1287 nucleotides. RefSeq names its product MLLT11 transcription factor 7 cofactor (gene Mllt11). Gene Ontology annotation, cellular component: nucleoplasm; cytosol. Gene Ontology annotation, biological process: positive regulation of release of cytochrome c from mitochondria; positive regulation of DNA-templated transcription; positive regulation of mitochondrial depolarization. The record is from RefSeq and is a predicted model, not a curated record. NCBI's taxonomy places the organism in Eukaryota, Metazoa, Chordata, Mammalia, Rodentia, Cricetidae.
GGAAUUAUGAGGGACCCUGUGAGUAGCCAGUACAACUCCUUCCUUUUCUGGAGGAUGCCCAUCCCAGAACUGGAUCUGUCGGAGCUGGAAGGCCUGGGCCUGUCAGAUACGUCUACCUACAAGAGCACAGACAGCAACGGUGGCAAAAUGGGCGGUCAAGCAAGCGGAGCAGAGCAGAAGAACCCAGAAGGUGAUCCCCUCCUUGAGUUCAGUACCUUCAACUUCUGGAGAGCUCCCAUUGCCAGCAUCCACUCUAUCGACUUGGACUUGCUCUAAAGCCAAAGCUUCUCUCUCCCACCCCUACCCCACUGCCUUCCCUUUUAAGCCCGGUCCUUUCUAAGCCUUUCCCAUCUAAUACUGUUUUCUUCCCUCUAUUGUGCUGGUGGUGCUGAUGAAUCUGCCAAUUGAAUUGUAUGUUUGUAUGUAUUUAUGUAUUUAUUUCUUAUUUAUUUAUUUAUUUAUUUAUCUGCCUACUCCAUUUCUCUCAAAAGCCUUCUAGGCACAAAGUCAAGGGUUCAGUCACAGGAGUACUAGAUCACGGGAUUUCCACCCCAACCCCAAGGAUAUUAACUAGUUCCAGAAAACCAUCUGUAUUGGGGCACCAGAGAGAAAUACAGUUGUGCAAAAUGGGAAACCGAUUUUUUUUUACAUUACAUUUUAAUCGGCUUCAGAGAUUCCUUGAUCCUCUCUGAUUUCCUGCACAAGGCCAGUAAGCAAAUAUUUCAAGAAGUAGUGAGGACCUGGAGGUUCUGAAAUGCUUCCUACAAAACAGGAUGCCUAAAAGGCUAGGUAGUAAGUUCUGUUUCUUGUUGUGCAGAAACAUGGGUGGUCAUGGGUACGAGAGGAAAUAACACGUCCUGGAGAACGGGAGUGAGGAAAAGCAUGGGAUGCACCUCACAACUCCGCUCCCAGCUGUGGGUUGGGAACUUUGAGAGAACAGAUUUCAGUCUUCAUGGGAAAACCUUGGUGUAGGAUAAUCCAUAAAAGGCAAAAGAUUUAUAUGAUCUAAAGAGAAACCAGAGUAGUAUUAGCAUAAUUUAUAUAAAAUUGUGAUUCAGUCAUGGAACAGGUGGAGUGUUUUGGUUCUUAGCACUUUAGCUUUGCCCUUCUGUAGUUGCAGUAUGUGAUGGGAGCCAGUGGUUCCUGGGCAUAGUUCUUCAGCCACUGGAAGACCGUGAAAUAAGCAAUUAUAUUCAGACCCUACACCUGUCCCUCUUCCUUCCAAAGUUAUUGCUGCUGAUUUGUGCUGCCAUUGUUCAUUUAUUUAAUAAAGAUGUUAAAGCCUAA